Molecule: messenger RNA, 4124 nt
Organism: Bursaphelenchus xylophilus (pine wood nematode)
Lineage: Eukaryota; Metazoa; Nematoda; Chromadorea; Rhabditida; Aphelenchoididae
Source: the annotation of a GenBank genome assembly
AUGAGGAUGCCAACAAAGAAAAGCGAAGGUUCGUUUGGGAGAGUUUGGAAGGGAUGUUGUGGGGGGUAUCACAUAGCUAAGGGGUGAUUUCAUUAUGUAAGCUGUAGGAUAUCGGGUAGACAGCAAAACAUAACACCCGAUGGCUUUAGCGCAACGCGUUAAGCACCUGUCAGUUAUCGUCGGUGAAAUAAAGAAACUGUGGGGAUUACUGUAGAAAAUCAUUUUUCGGCAUCUCGAACUCACAUUGGAGAUCCUCUACGUGCGAAAUUCAAGAUCUUGCUUAAACCUAAAAAUUUUUUCUAUGCUUCAAUAAAAAUUUCUUUUUUGAAGGAAAGGUAAAACUGAAAAAUCUUUUUUGUCACCACAAUUUUCCUUAUUUUACGCAUUCUCUUACUGUUAGGCUGUGAGAUCGUCGACUUUUUGAGCCUUUUCAAAGCCAGAGCUAAAUUUUAACAAAUUGAACUCUAGUCAAAAGAUGUGGGCAAAUUUAAAAUAAAAUCUUUAAAUCGCACCUUGAGCCUUUGCCCGGUAAAGCCUCUUAACUUUAAAUAGUCAACUUAUUUCACACAACCUUUAGCUUCCUUGUUUUUACCGCUCUCCUCACUUGACAUCCUUAAUGUUUUCCCUACAAAUUUCCCCAUUUUUCGAAGCGUGAAAGUGGAUUUCCAAAAAAAAUGUAAAUCUCUGAGUUUCUUUCACCUGACUUUUCUCCCUUCCUGCCCCAAGUUUGCCGUGAAAUUCCUGUGGAAGGCAUUUUGGAAACCUCUCCUUCUCCCCCUCCAAAUUGUGGCUUAGCAACGGUGCCGAUGCGUCUCUCACAGGGCGUUUUGUUGGCUGAAAUCGGUGCUUCUAUUACCUUUUGACUUGUAAUUGCACGCUAUUCCCUUCGAUUUGGCCGACGCAUCUACUGUCUUCGCUGAGAGUUGUCUCAAAAUCUUGGGAGAAUCUGCCGUUUACCGUAUUCCCAGCCGUUUUUUCGACGUUUCGGACGUGUUUUCGCUCUCAAAAGUCAUCCUUUUCUGUUUUGUAGGGUCCAAAAAGGAGGAUACUUUUUUGAAAAGUUAAACGUAUAGGAUGACGUCCUCAAAAUUACCGCCCAAUCCGCAUGAUAACAUUGCGGCGGUGGCGGGGAAAAACGGUACGUUUCAAGGUAAUGUCAGCGAUCCGGAUUCGUUAUUUACUCGAAUUAUUUCAUGGUUUUAGAUGAUCGAGACCCCACAGAAAAGACGUACCCUUGUAAGGUCUGUGGUCGACAUUUCAUCAAGAGCUCGCUUGUAAGUUGGAAUUGUAUUUUUUUUAGCUUUUGGAAUGACUGUUAUGUGUCUUUGAGAUUAUGAGAAUAAAUUAUAUGCUUAUUUUCAGGUCAAACAUGAACCGGCUUGCAAGAAACUUACAAAAAUGCAGAGAAAAGUGUUCGAUUCGGGGAAGCAGAGGGCCCAAGGAUCGGAUAUCCCCUUGACUGCAGUCAUAAAAGCCCGGAAGGAAAAAGAACAUGUAAGUGGAAAAAUUCUGAAAUUUCAAAAUAUUACCCAAGACUUGCUUUUUUCGAAAUUUUCCAUGACUACUCUAGGCAUUCCAGAAAUAUUCAUAAAUCUCAAAAAAUUUUAGCAAUUGCUUUCCAAUUCAGCCGAAGUAUUCAGUACCCUUUUUAGAUAGACUGUGGGAAAUGAAGAGAGAUGGUUAGAAAAAAAAACUGUCUCCGUUCAUAACCCUCUAAUUUUCGCAAAAAAAUAAAUUUUUUGAGUGGGAAAUUUUCUAAAACAGCAAAUGCUUUGUGAGCUUUUUGUUAGUUAGAGGGUAUGUAAAGUGAGGAGAGCCGGUGACGAAAAGCCUUUCUAUAAAUUUUUAUAUUUUUACUUAGAAACCAUUGAUUUAUAGUAGAAAAAUUUUACACCUGAUUUUUUACAGAGGCGGGUAAAAUUUUGAAACCCAAAAAUCACACAAAAAAUUAAUUGUUUGUAUUUUUCUACAUAAAAUUCUCAGGUUUAUGUCACAAAACAGUUUCAAUAUAUCUUGAAACAGCUUACAUUACUUCAAGCCCUAUCCAAUUUUAAUAACAAUUUUUAUAUUUUUUUUUGUUUUUCCCUAAGGCUAAGAUCACUUGUUUUAGGUGGGUGGAGUAUUCCCGCGGCCGAAAACCCAUUGGCGCGAACGGCAUCAGGAGUUUAUUGGAGCUGUGAGCGCUUCACGCCAGGUUGAGCAUGCCCUGAAAACCGGAGGGCCGUUGCCUCCCCCGCCAAAGACUAGUGUUAAUCCGAGUAAGAGGCUAAACUCAAGUCAUUUUCAACGAGAUAAAUGCAGUUUAAACUCAUAAUUUGGGGUCUUUAGAUUAUGUCCGGUGCGAUUACUGCGGCCGGUCAUUCAACCCAAACGCGGCCGAAAGGCACAUUCCCUACUGUCGCGAGAAGAAUGGGCGACAGAAGACAAUGGCCAGUCGAAGUCAGUCCGUAGGUCGGACACAGACCGCGAAGAGCACGGUAAGUUUUGCCACGUUUCAAGAAAAUUUGAUCGACGCCAAAUGUAAGACUUGGUUACAAAAAAUAUUAAUUUUAAAGCUAACACAAGGUUUCGUUGCUAAUCGUUUUCAACUUUUACGGCGAAAUUUGACAAUUUUUUGGGAUUUUUCAAACGAAAAUAUUUUUCAGCCUAUAAAAAAGUAAAAAUGAAAGUUUUUUACACAAAAAAUGCAAAAUUUUUCGAGCAAAAUUGGCUUGUUGGAUCACCGCUCUUCAUUUGUUUCUCAAAAUUAGCAAAAGAUCAGAGUCUUACCAGUACCUCCUCUAAUAUCGAUUUUUUCUAGGAAAACAGAUCCAAUUCACGCCGGCAAUCUCGCGAACACUCGCCAAUUCGAACUCCAGCCGCUCCUUUACAAUCAAGACAACGACAAAGGACCGGAUCUGGGAAAUCGCCUGCUCCGGUGAAUGGAAGGAUACCCACUGGAAUCCCUAAAUCGAGGGCGGGACAACAAGUUAGCAGUGCCAGUCAUACAAGAACUUCGGCUUUGCCAACUCCUGUCAAGUAAGGAAGUUAUCGGUUUAAUUGCAAAAAAUAGCAAAGCUAUGGCAAGCUUGACUCUUUUACAAUGAAAUUUGGCAAAGGCUCAGGAAAAAAAUUUUUGAGGUUUUCUGGGAAAAGAUCGAAGAUUUUCAAGGAUUUUUUUUAAAUCAGGGUUUUUAAAGAAAAUUAUGACACCAAAAAAAAUUUUAUGCAUUCUUUGUCUGGCGAUUCUUGGUUGCUAGUGAUCCUAAUUACUCGUAAUUUAUUUUCAGACGUUCCCGAUCAGCCCCACGGACAAUUUCGGCCACGUCUCGAGCCAGUACGGCCAAGUCUGGGAAAAGGUUAUAACUUGAUUGCUGUUCGAUAUACGUAUUUCGCCUGAGGCACUUCACUUUUUAUUCAAUUUGCGGUUUACACGCACUAUGAACAUUUAAAAUUCUUAACUUUAAUUGUUUGUAAAUAAAAAAACGUUUGCUUUGAGUGUGCUGCUUGAUGUGAGUGAAUGUUGUUUGGGGAUAAUAAUGUUAAUUUACGACUUUACUACGUUGGGGGUUUCAAAUAUUAAAAAUCAGGAGUUCUGUAGGCCAACUAUCGGGUUUGUUCUUUCGCAAAUGCUGGUCUUUUGUUUACAAAAAUUGUUGAAUAUCUUGGAUGACACUGUGUGAAGUAAAAUUUUGAAAAGUUAGAAUUUGAAUAAUCCUUGUCACUGUGCCUGCUUGCUGUUUUUUAGUGCUCUAGAAAUACUUUAUAACGCUAAAAACAAUCUCUUUAGUCCAAUCUCAACUCCUCGAACCCCCAAAACUCCCAAGACUCAAGCAGCCAAACCAAAGACUCCGAAGACUCCAACGAAGCCGAAGACUCCAAAAACUCCCACCAAAAAUGGCUCCAUCGUCAAGAAUGGCGCUCCAAAAACACCGUCAAAAUCGCUGAAGCCCAAAACUCCGAAAAGCCGGUCCAAAUCGCCGAAACCCGAACUCCGAGAGCUGAAUGGGUUCGCUGUGGCCGCGCCUUUGUCCAGAAAUCGAAGCCGAAGCAAAGGUGAUUUGAAGAAAAGUGGGAGUGCAAAGAAUAUUAUGGAUUUGGAAAGAAUACCAACCAGAAGUGGGUCGAAGAAGGGCAAGAAAUAA